Aspergillus vadensis CBS 113365 is the source of this 945-nucleotide messenger RNA. Its product is annotated as S-adenosyl-L-methionine-dependent methyltransferase. Gene Ontology annotation, molecular function: O-methyltransferase activity. The coding region runs from base 1 to 945 and encodes 314 amino acids. The record is from RefSeq and is a predicted model, not a curated record. NCBI's taxonomy places the organism in Eukaryota, Fungi, Ascomycota, Eurotiomycetes, Eurotiales, Aspergillaceae. The transcript has 4 exons.
AUGAUUCGAGAUUUGGAGGAUAUAUCCACGGACUUGACGAGAACAUCGGCCUCCAUCAAGUUAUACCAGGAAACUGGGUUUGACAAGUACCGGCAGGAGGCUCUUGAACAUGCCCCCAGGCUUGUGAGAAGCCUGGAGAAACCAGCUGAUGCAAUCUAUAAGUUGUUCCUCCAGCCAUCGGUGCUCAUGGCUGUCAAAACUGCGCAUGACCUUGGGAUUUUCACCAUGUUAUCUCAAACAAAUAGCUUCGUCACUUGUGGGCAGAUGGCUGCUCUCAAGAGCGAAUUAUGCGUGUCCUUGUAUGCAACGGCUUCGCCAAAGAGCGAGUUCAUGGAGGGAACGCGAGCAAACACCCCCCAUUGGGCGGACUGGUUCCCUGUUCAAGAGAGGAUCCUUGAUGGGGCUCUGACCGACCGCCCAUUGCUGGUUGAUAUCGGUGGGGGCCGUGGCCAUGAUUUGGCUGGGUUCAAGGAUCGGUUCCCAUCCGUGACCGGGAAGCUGAUCCUGGAAGAUUUGCCUCCCGUCAUUGAAGAUAUUCAAGACCUCAGCAAGGAUAUACGAAGAAUCAAACAUGAUUUUUUUAUACCCCAACCCAUCAAAGGCUGGUCGGCCUUCACCGUUUUCCUUCCUUCCUUUAUCGUCUGGCCUUUUACUAGGCGCAUUCUAAACCACAUUACUGCUGCUAUGGAGAAGGGCUACUCUAAGCUUCUUCUUGAAGAUUAUAUUGUUCCUGACCAAAAUGCCGGUGCCCGAGAGACCUUACUCGAUAUGACGGUUAUGAUUUGGUGUCCGGGAAUUGAACGGACUCGCCGGCAAUGGACAGAGCUUCUGGAAUCUGUCGGACUAGUGAUCAGGAACUUCUGGCUACCAGAGGGAUGCCAAGGGCGUUAUCGAAGCCGAACUCCUCGACGCAAGAGGUAUUUAACUUGGGGCUUUGGUGACUAG